This is a messenger RNA of Hyphopichia burtonii NRRL Y-1933, 1251 nucleotides long. It is a transcript of the gene RPT4, whose product is annotated as proteasome regulatory particle base subunit. The coding region runs from base 1 to 1251 and encodes 416 amino acids. Lineage: Eukaryota; Fungi; Ascomycota; Pichiomycetes; Serinales; Debaryomycetaceae. Gene Ontology annotation, biological process: positive regulation of RNA polymerase II transcription preinitiation complex assembly. The transcript has a single exon. Gene Ontology annotation, molecular function: ATP hydrolysis activity; ATP binding; proteasome-activating activity. Gene Ontology annotation, cellular component: cytosolic proteasome complex; proteasome regulatory particle, base subcomplex. The record is from RefSeq and is a predicted model, not a curated record.
AUGAGUGCCGAAGAAAACGAUCCACUUUUAGCAGCUUUACAAAACGACGAACAAUCGGGUGAACAAGCUCAAUCAGCACCAGCGGAUCCAGAAAGAGAAAGAGCAUUAUCUAAAUUCAAGGAUAAGUUAGUGGAGCAUAGAAAAUGGGAUGCUAGAUUGAAAGAUUUAAGAUUAACUAUACGAGAUUUAGAUAAAGACUACGAUAAGACUGAAAAUGAUAUUAAAGCAUUACAAUCGGUUGGACAAAUCAUUGGAGAAGUUUUGAAGCAAUUGGACGAAGAAAGAUUUAUAGUUAAAGCAUCAAGUGGACCAAGAUAUAUUGUUGGAUGUCGUAAUACUAUUAAAAGAGAAAAUUUGAAGAAUGGAGUUCGAGUUUCUUUAGAUAUGACUACCUUAACUAUAAUGAGGAUUUUACCAAGAGAAGUUGACCCAUUGGUGUAUAAUAUGACUACAUUUGAACCGGGUGAGAUUUCCUUUAAUGGUAUUGGUGGUUUAACUGAUCAAAUUAGAGAAUUAAGAGAAGUUAUUGAAUUACCAUUGAAAAAUCCAGAAUUAUUUACUAGAGUUGGUAUUAAAUCACCAAAGGGGGUUUUAUUAUAUGGACCUCCCGGUACUGGUAAAACCUUAUUAGCAAAAGCAGUUGCUGCCACAAUUGGAGCUAAUUUUAUAUUCAGUCCUGCAUCAGCCAUUGUAGAUAAAUAUAUUGGUGAAUCAGCUAGGUUGAUUAGAGAAAUGUUUGCAUACGCUAAAGAACAUGAACCAUGUAUUAUUUUCAUGGAUGAAAUUGAUGCUAUUGGUGGUAGAAGAUUUAGUGAAGGUACUUCUGCUGAUCGUGAAAUUCAAAGAACAUUAAUGGAAUUAUUAAAUCAAAUGGAUGGGUUCGAUACUUUGGGUUCAACCAAAGUUAUUAUGGCAACUAAUAGACCAGAUACUUUAGAUCCUGCUUUACUAAGAGCUGGUAGAUUAGAUAGAAAAAUUGAAAUUGGUUUACCAAAUGAAACUGGUCGUUUAGAUAUUUUUAAAAUUCAUACUUCAACUGUUGCUAAACAAGGAGAAUUUGAUUUCGAAGCUGCAGUUAAAAUGAGUGAUGGGUUUAAUGGUGCAGAUAUAAGAAAUGUUAUAACUGAAGCUGGUUUUUUCGCAAUUAGAGAUGAAAGAGAUUACAUUGUUCAAAAUGAUUUAAUGAAAGCGGUCAGAAAAGUUGCUGAUGUUAAGAAGUUGGAAGGUAAAAUAGACUAUGAAAAAUUGUAA